This is a messenger RNA of Podarcis raffonei (Aeolian wall lizard), 3171 nucleotides long. It is a transcript of the gene NTRK1, whose product is annotated as neurotrophic receptor tyrosine kinase 1. Gene Ontology annotation, cellular component: axon; signaling receptor complex; plasma membrane. The transcript is spliced from 16 exons. The coding region runs from base 158 to 2554 and encodes 798 amino acids. The record is from RefSeq and is a predicted model, not a curated record. Gene Ontology annotation, molecular function: neurotrophin binding; neurotrophin receptor activity; ATP binding. Lineage: Eukaryota; Metazoa; Chordata; Lepidosauria; Squamata; Lacertidae. Gene Ontology annotation, biological process: protein phosphorylation; positive regulation of kinase activity; nerve growth factor signaling pathway.
GAGCAAUUGUGUGUAUGAGAGAGAGUGCGUGCAUAUGGUCCAUGACUUACAAGAAAGGAAGAGGCUCAGCGAGAGAGCAGAACCGGGCCGGACGAGGAUGCUCGGUUAGGUGGUAGCGGAUGGGGAGCCGCGGGGCUUUCUGAGCCGACAGCCGAGGAUGCCUCUCCGUGGACGAAGGAUGUUCUGGGGCUGUGCAGGGAUGCUCCUCUGCCUGGCCGGGUUGCUCCUGCCUCGGAGCGCCGCCUCGCCCUGCCUGGAGCAGUGCAGGUGCUACAUGAACACCUUGUUCUGCCAGGAGCCCAACACCAUCCAGAACUUGGCGCAGCUGCGGGGCUUGGAGAACUUCACAGAAAUAGUCAUUGAGAACCAGAUUACUCUGACAAACUUGACUCAGGAUGACAUGAAGAAUCCUCGAGAGCUGAAGAACCUAACCAUUUCAAGGACGCAGCUGCAGUUCAUUGCACCAGACACCUUCAAAGGCAGCCUGAACCUGACGCAUGUGAACCUGGCCUACAACCAGCUGCGCUUCCUGUCCUGGAGGCUCUUCCACCACCUCCAUCUCCAGGAGCUGGUGCUGAUUGGGAACCCUCUCCAGUGCACCUGCCGCCUCCGGUGGCUGCAGGUGUGGCAGGAGAGCAGGCAGGCCGAGUCCUUGGGCAACCAGUCCCUUCACUGUGUGGCAGAGGGCAAGAAGGUGAUCCCUGUGGCUAACAUGACCAUUGCAGGCUGUGAAUUCCCGCGGGUCUGGAUUGAGUACAACCAGGUGCCCUUGGGAGAGGGAGAGAGCGUCACCCUGACCUGCAACUUCACUGGAGAGCCACGGCCAGAUGUGCGCUGGUUGCUGCCGAACGUCUGGAUGGACCUUCCUCCCCGCAUCACCCAGAAGUCUGAGUCUGAACUCCAGCUGCAGAUCUGGAACGUCUCCUCUGACUUCAACCUCCAGAAUAUCACCUGCCAGGCAGAGAACGAAGCUGGACUUGCAGAGGCUGUGGCCCAGCUGAAUGUGACGUUUCCUGCCGUGAUUGUUGAGGUGGGCUCUGUCCUGCGGCAGUUCCACAAGGACUGCAUCCCCUUCAUUGUGAACGGCAACCCCACGCCCCACAUCUGGUGGCAGCUGGACGGCGAAGCCCUGCAUGAGAAUGACUUCAUGUACACCAUCUUCUUCUCCGAGGAGAAGAACACCACAAAGGUCCAUGGGUGCCUGAACUUCGACAACCCCACGCACGUCUCCAAUGGCAACUACACACUGCUGGUGCGCAACGAGCUGGGCAACGACUCCUGCACCACUUACCAGCACUUCAUGGACCCCCCUGGGGUGGGCAUUCGUCCAGAGGAUCCCAUUCCUGGAAAAGGUGACAUGAACAGCACUGAGCGUGAAGGGCCAGUGGAGACUCCUGAGGAGCACACCAUUGGGAUCUCGGUGGCCGUGGUCCUGGCAGUCUGUGCCUGCCUCUUCCUCUCCAUCAUGCUGAUCAUCCUCAACAAGUGUGGGCAGCACUCCAAGUUCGGAAUUAACCGGUCAGCUGUGUUGGCGCAAGAGGAUGACCUGGCCAUAUCCCUGCAGUUCAUGAACUGGGGCAGCAGCCCCCUUUCCUCUGCGGAGAGCAAGCUGGACGCCCUCAAGACCAACUUCAUCGAGAACCCCCAGUACUUUUGCAAUGCCUGUGUCCACCACAUCAAGCGCAGGGACAUCGUCCUGAAGUGGGAGCUGGGAGAGGGAGCCUUUGGCAAAGUCUUCCUGGCUGAGUGCUACAACCUCAGCUCUGUUCAGGAGAAGAUGCUGGUGGCCGUCAAGACCCUGAAGGAAGCCACAGAGAACGCCCGCCUGGACUUCCAGCGUGAAGCAGAGCUGCUGACAGUCCUGCAGCAUGAGCACAUCGUCAAGUUCUACGGGGUCUGCACUGACGGGGAGCCCCUCGUCAUGGUCUUUGAGUACAUGAAGCACGGAGACCUCAACCGCUUCCUCAGGUCCCACGGACCUGAUGCCAAGAUCCUGGACAAUGGGAAUGGACAGUCUUUUGGCCAGCUGAACCUUGGCCAGAUGCUGCAGGUGGCCACUCAGAUCGCCUCUGGGAUGGUCUACUUGGCCUCCCUGCACUUUGUCCACCGGGACCUGGCAACGCGGAACUGCCUGGUGGGCCACAACCUGGUGGUGAAGAUUGGGGACUUUGGCAUGUCCAGGGACAUCUACAGCACCGACUACUACCGGGUUGGGGGCCGGACAAUGCUGCCCAUCCGCUGGAUGCCCCCAGAGAGCAUCCUGUACCGGAAAUUCACAACAGAGAGUGACAUCUGGAGCUUCGGGGUGGUCCUCUGGGAGAUUUUCACCUAUGGGAAGCAGCCCUGGUACCAACUCUCCAACACGGAGGCUAUUGAAUGCAUCACCCAGGGGCGUGAGCUGGAGAGACCCCGGACGUGCCCCUCGGAGGUCUACGACAUCAUGCAGAGCUGCUGGCAGAGAGAGCCGCAGCAGCGGCAGAGCAUGAAGGACAUCCACAGCCAGCUGCAGACCCUGGUCAAGGCGCCCCCUGUCUACCUGGAUGUCCUCAGCUAAGGCUGGGGCGGGGCAGGAGGAGUGUGAAGGAGGGAGAGGUGGGCAGGCGGGUGCCAGCUUCUCUGCACCUCCCCAGCGCCCACCAAGAGUUGCACACCAUGAACCCUGGAGACCCUGCUGCCAUGGCUGGCUGCUGGAUGGUGCUGGUGAAAGCUCUCCCCGUGUCCCCCCCCCGCACCUCUAUACCUGGCAGAGGAGCGAAAGGCAAGGCAGCAGGUUCCCCAUCCACUAAAAGGGCCUCUUCCUUUGGAGGUCCCUAAAAUGCCUGCAGAAGCCAAGAGGUGGAGCUGCAUUUCCUCUGGAGGCUGAUGCCCCUUUCAGGCUUUUGCUCUGGUACUGGACAGACAACAAGAUGCCCAGUUUGAAGGAUGGGCACAUGGGAGGCACGAGCUCCCCCUCUGUGUUGGGAGAAGGAGGAUGGCUCAGUGCCUGGUGUCUCCUGGGACUGGACCUCCCAACCGCUUCCCUCCCUUGACUCACACCAGGAUGACAGGGGGGGGCUGUAUAUAUUCCACAACAUGUUGGGGUUGGGGUGGGGGAAGAAACUGUUGCCGCUGCUGCUAAGAAAUAGCUUAUUUAUUGUCCUAAGCGUUAGAUUUUCAUUAUAAAAAUAGCUU